Phodopus roborovskii (desert hamster) is the source of this 2166-nucleotide messenger RNA. It is a transcript of the gene Prr14, whose product is annotated as proline rich 14. Gene Ontology annotation, cellular component: nucleoplasm. The transcript has 11 exons. Lineage: Eukaryota; Metazoa; Chordata; Mammalia; Rodentia; Cricetidae. The record is from RefSeq and is a predicted model, not a curated record. The coding region runs from base 306 to 2057 and encodes 583 amino acids.
AACCUCAGGGAGGCAUCUACAGGGACAAAGGUCCCAGGAGGCUCGAUCCGUGGGAGAGCUGUGACCUCUGCCAUCCAGUCUCGGCAGGUGCCAGGCAGGGCCCGAGUGAAGACCCGGCUCUGAGCGGGCAGCUGGGGGCGCCCUUUCGAGGAAGGGCCUGUGGCCUACCGGGAGCCACAGGCGGAACAUGAAGGGCGGAGUCCCGGGGGAGGAGCUGGCCCUCACUCCCCACUCUCCUGUUCCCUCUUUACCCCAGGCCGCAGCCUGGGAUCCCCCAAGGACUCCCCGGAACCACCACUUUCCCCAUGGACUUGCCUGGGGACUCCAGCCCUUCUAGACAGUCAAGCCUUUGCCGCCAGCCCCUAACUCGAGCAUUAUGGGAAGCCAAGAGCCCGAAAAGACCGAGGCUGCAACCCUUAGGGACCCCUUCGCCCUUGGAAAAGGCCUCUCGGCGGGUCCUGGCCGUAGUGCUGGAAGAUGUCAUGGCUACAAACAAGGCCCCCCUGGCAUACCAAGAGGACACCUCCAGGCCAAUGAAUCGCAACAAUUAUCAGGACUCUGUCUGCAGACAGUCACCUGCUUUACCACCCCGACAGGUCAAGUGGUCCUUACAAGCCAGGCCUCCUGACCCACUGCAUUUGUGCCGAGAACCCCUGAGCCGUACCCACCAGUCCUCUCCCACCUUGAAGAUGAGAUCAAGGACAGCCCCUGGCCCAGCAGAGAGCUCUUCACAAAAGAUGAACCAGGUCACCCAACCUACCCUGGUGGUGGUACUGGAAGACAUUGCCAGUCCCAGACAACCAGCUGAGGGUUUUGCUGAAGAUGGGCCCAACUUCAUUGUUCCAGCACAAAGAGCUGAGCCUAUGACAAAAGUUCAUCAGCCAAUGCCUACACCCAGAGAACUAGAACCUCCAUUCCAACCGUCCACUCCACCUGCUGACCCUCCAGAGAGCCCACUACCAGCCCCAGAUCCUGUUCUGGAGGUCCCAUUGAUCUCAACACCGUCCAGCCUUUUACGCCCCCGUCUCAGUCCCUGGAGCUUGGCCCCUCUCUUCCAGUCCGUCCGAUCCAAGCUUGAGAGCUUCGCUGACAUCUUCCUCACGCCUAACAAAGCACCACAGCCUCCACCCCCAUCACCUCCCAUGAAAUUGGAGUUGAAGAUUGCUAUCUCAGAGGCUGAGCAGUCCAGGGCUACUGAGAGAAUUGCAUCUGUCAGCCCCCGGCCCCCUAUCCGCCAGUGGCGGACUCUGGACAAUUCCCUAGCACCUGCCUCUAAGUUGUCUCUGGGCCGAAGCUACUCCUGCCCUGAUCUGGGGCCCCCUGGUCCAGGUAGCUGUACCUGGCCUCCUGUUCCAUCCCAGCCAAACCAAUCCAGGCCCCGGAGACAUACUGUGGGUUGUGGGGAGAUGGCCCGGACCCCACCACCUCCUCGGCCCUGUCUCCGGAAAGAGGUCUUCCCUCUUGGAGGUGUGGGAGCCUCACCUUCUCUCACUACAUCUUGCUCAUCCACUGCAUCCACUUCCUUCUUCUGCGAACCAGCAGAACCCAGAUUGGGUUCAACCAAGGGGAAGGAGUUAAAAGCCUCAAAGGACAAGGUGUUUUCUGACCCAGAGACCAAGACCAUGGGAAAGGUUUCUAGAUUCAGAAUACGGAGAACUCCCGUCCGUCUCCAGCCAAACCUUACACCAAUGGGACUGCCUCGACCAAUCAGGUUGAACAAGAAGGAGUUCACUUUGGAAGAAAUUUAUACUAAUAAGAAUUACCAAUCACCCACAACCAGAAGGACCUUUGAGACCAUCUUUGAGGAACCACGGGAGCGCAAUGGGACUCUGAUUUUUACCAGCUCUAGGAAACUCCGACGGGCUGUAGAAUUUCGGGAUAGUAGCAUGCCUCGAUCCCGUCGACCAUCACGAGGAGUCCGCACUGCAGCCAGCAGGACCCUUACUCCCAACCUGGCACCCAGCCAGGAUGUAGGACCUCUGCUGCAAGAACGGCUGAAGGAACUAGAUGCCUUGCUCCUAGAGGAGGAGGAGAUAGAUAGGGAACACCCCUGUUAGCUCUAGAAUCUCCAACUGUUUGUCCAUCCAUCCUUCAGGGAGGGGAGAAUCUCUGGAUCAACUGUAUUUUUUUCUCUAUAUUUCUAUAAAGUUUCCAAUAUGUUUCUGA